AUGAUCGUACGGCCGUCGCUGCUGAGGCCAGUGUCGGCUCUCGACUCGGCGUCGCUGUGCUCGCGAUGCCUCUCCAGACUGGGCCGGCCGUCUCCCGGCUCGCUGCGGCGGAGCUUUGUUGCCUCGACGUAUCGCCUGUCUGGAGCUGCUGACGGCUCAGCGGCCAUCCCGAAGGCCUUUCACAGGGACUACUUCUCUUCGCAUGAGCCAUUGGCUCGUGGCGCUGACAGAAAGGGGCUGUUGGCGUCAGGCGGGACGGCCUCGAUCAAUACGUCCGCACCCUCCGCCAACCAUGCGCCGCCGACGGAGAAUCCCACCGCUCCAAUUGCUGCAGAGAUAUCACAGGAACUUCCUCACCCACGACGGAAACGAUUAAAGCAGGUGGCUGCUGCCAAUGCGACCUCAGGCGAACCCAUCAUUCCUCUCGACGCUUCCGCUCGACUCUCCGCUAUCUCCUCAGCGCUUCCCACCACCUCCCUCCGGCGCAAACUCACGGCGUAUUUUGCCCUUACAAAACCUCGUCUCUCCUUUCUUAUUCUCUUGACGACUACCUCUGCAUAUGGCCUCUAUCCAAUCUCCGCGCUUCUCACCCUCGAUCCCUCCGUGGCCCAACCGACCCUGUCCACCUCUACUCUUACAUUCCUCUACCUGGCCACGGGAACGUUCUUGUCAAGUGCCAGUGCCAAUACGCUAAAUAUGUUCUUCGAGCCGAAGUACGAUGCACGAAUGACGCGGACGCGCAGCAGGCCUCUGGUCCGUGGACUGGUGUCGAGUCGCGGAGCGGUUCUCUUCGCCAUUGCGACGGGACUGACUGGUGUCACGUUGCUUUACGUGGGGACGAAUCCCACCGUUGCAGCGUUAUCAGCGGCGAAUAUAUGCCUCUAUGCAUUUGCCUAUACGCCGCUGAAGAGAAUUCAUGUCAUUAAUACUUGGGUUGGUGCCAUCGUGGGUGCCAUUCCCCCGAUGAUGGGCUGGGUUGCUGCAGCGGGUCAGACGGCGACGACGGGCCAUGACACCUGGCGGGAUAUGCUGCUGAGCGAAGACAGCAUCGGCGGAUGGCUGUUGGCUGCAUUGCUCUUUGCGUGGCAGUUCCCGCAUUUCAACUCGCUCUCCCACCUCAUCCGGGAGGAAUACAAGGCCGCGGGCCACCAGAUGAUGGCGUGGGUGAACCCGGCUCGCAAUGCGCGCGUCGCGCUCCGAUAUUCGAUUCUCAUGUUCCCCAUCGCCUGUGGGAUGUGGUGGACUGGCAUUGUCAACAAUUGGUUCUUGGUCAGCAGCACGCUGGCCAACGGGUGGCUGGUCAAGGAGGCAUAUCAAUUCUGGAAGCACCAGGGUGCGAAAGGGAGCGCCCGCGGUCUCUUCUGGGCGAGCGUGUGGCAGCUGCCUAUCUUGCUGGUGGGAGGACUGGUGACGAAGAAGGGAGUGUGGGACGGAGUGUGGAGGAGGAUCGUGGGUGAUCCCGAAGACGAAGACGAAUAUUGCGACGAGGAGGAAGAAGAUGAAGCAGACGUGCGUACCUCGAGAUCAGAAUCUGAGAAAGCCGUGGCCCUUUCGACUAUGAGGUUGUGUAAUAUCAUAAAAGAUCUUGGAGUUGACUCAAGAAUACCUGUUUCUUUGUGCCAUACAUACUGCAGUCAGCCUCCAGACGCUCCUCUACACGUCUCCUCGUGUCGCAAAAAUCUCGAUAUCGAAAUGCCAAAUCCCAAACACAACAAGAAAAGACGUCGUCUGGACUCGUCUGCAAGAGACGAUGGUGCUGGACCAUGCAGACAGCUCAUCGUCGCUGGGCAGCGUGUCAAAGUGAACGAAAAGGAAGGAAACGACCUCCGUUAUCCGAAAAGCAUGCUCAAGGAGAUCGAAGCUGUUCACCGUAGUCUUCAAGCUGGUAAUAACAGGGCGAAACCAAGCUCUACUAAGUCUGCUGCUGGUGCUACUGGUGCUGGUGCAGAUGCUGCCGUGGCUGCUGCCGCUCCACACGAGGUCUUUGUUGUCAUCCAUGAAGAACUCUGUGAUUGCGAGGACACAACUUUCCAUGUCAUCGGCACAUACGCUCGAGUCGAGGCAGCAAAUGAGAAGGUUCUGGCGGCUUUCAGAAUCAUGCAUCCUCAGUUCCUCAUCGAAGUUAUCAGAGAUGAAACCAGUGACAGUGAAAAAGGCAGUUGCGAAAGUGAUCACGAUGAUGUCGAUGUCGAUGUCGAUGUCGAUGAUGAUGACGACGACGACAGUCACUUUGUCAAGAAACGUCCCAGGGAAGGGCCCUAUCCAUACGGAUUCGAGGUCGCGUGGUGGAUCGACGAGCAUGGGGCCUUGUCGCUGCGAGCGCAGGAUAGAAGUGAUGAUGUUUUCAAGGUCUACGCCAUCAGGCAGCAGGUGCAGGAGUGA
This is a messenger RNA of Rasamsonia emersonii CBS 393.64, 2382 nucleotides long. Its product is annotated as Protoheme IX farnesyltransferase, mitochondrial. Gene Ontology annotation, biological process: heme biosynthetic process. The coding region runs from base 1 to 2382 and encodes 793 amino acids. Gene Ontology annotation, cellular component: mitochondrion; membrane. The record is from RefSeq and is a predicted model, not a curated record. NCBI's taxonomy places the organism in Eukaryota, Fungi, Ascomycota, Eurotiomycetes, Eurotiales, Trichocomaceae. Gene Ontology annotation, molecular function: protoheme IX farnesyltransferase activity. The transcript has 3 exons.